This is a messenger RNA of Colletotrichum siamense, 825 nucleotides long. Its product is annotated as 37S ribosomal protein S26. The transcript has 2 exons. Gene Ontology annotation, molecular function: metal ion binding; superoxide dismutase activity. Gene Ontology annotation, biological process: superoxide metabolic process. NCBI's taxonomy places the organism in Eukaryota, Fungi, Ascomycota, Sordariomycetes, Glomerellales, Glomerellaceae. Bases 1 to 825 code for a protein of 274 amino acids. The record is from RefSeq and is a predicted model, not a curated record.
AUGUUCCGCUCAACAUUAAGGAUACCGCGCAUGAGCGUGGCCGCGCGAGUGGUGCGCCAGCAGCGCUCAGUGCACUACGUGCCCCAGCUGAGGCACGACUUCAACGAGGGCGUCCCGGGACUGCUCUCCGCCGACGGCUACGACAUGGCUUGGACGCAGUACAUGACGCUGAUGAUCGAUAAGCUCAAUGCCCUGACUGCAGGAACCGACCUUGAGCCGCGCGACCCGAAGCAGAUCAUCCUCGCCACGGCCCGCGACCCCGACCAGGCCCCGAUCUUCAACCACGCCUCCAUGGCGCACAACACGCACUUCUUCUUCAAGCACCUCACCCCGGACCCGAAACCGAUGCCACAGCCGCUGGCCGAUGCGCUCCUCCGCUCCUUCUCUUCGAUCGAGACCCUCCGCCGCGAGAUGAUCCUCACGGCCUCCGCCAUGUUCGGCCCGGGCUUCGUCUGGCUCGUCAAGAACUCCCAGGACGAGUUCAAGGUCCUCACCACCUACCUCGCCGGCAGCCCGUACCCGGGCGCCCACUGGCGCGGCCAGAACGUCGACAUGAACACCGUCGGCAACACCGGCACCGCCAGGCCCUACUUCGACAACGUCGUCAAGGCCCAGACGUCCGGCUCGAAGCCCCCCGGCGCCCUCGAGGCCCACCCCGUCCUGUGCCUGAGCACGUGGGAGCACACGUGGCUGCGAGACUACGGCCUCGGCGUCGGCGGCAUCGGCGGCAAGAAGGCGUUUGCCGAGGCGUGGUGGGAGGUUAUCGACUGGCAGGCCGUGCAUGAGGCGGCCCAUCUCACUAGCCGCCCCGCCAUGAGGGCAUGA